GAUUCUGUCACUAUAUUGACGGUGAAACAUGAACCAAGCUCAGCGAGCUGUAUUCAGACCAUCGACAUAUCCGCUCUGCGAUUAGCCUUUUCUGUGUUAUUUGUUCCCUGUCGAGGAGUGACACUUAGCCGCCUCAGACCUUUUUUCUCUGUGCUGAAAGACUGUUAAAUCGCUGGCGCUGGAUCUCUCGUGCGAGAAGAUGUGCGUGGAAAGCGAUGGAUGUGAAAUUGAGGGUUGCAGCAGUUCGGAUGAGGUGCACACGCUGUCGCGAAGCAUGAGCACAAAUCUCAAAUCGAACCCGGACCUCCAUCCGUGCAAGCCAGGGCAGAAAUUUCGUGCUGCGUUGCUGCGAUGCCGGUCUCCGACUGCCGCCGCGGGAAUACUCAGUUUCGGAAACGUGCUCAAUUACAUGGACAGAUACACGGUAGCCGGUGUGCUGCUUGACAUUCAGAGACACUUCAGCGUAAGCGACAGUGGAGCUGGCUUGCUACAAACAGUGUUCAUCUGCAGUUUCAUGGUGGCUGCCCCCAUCUUUGGUUACCUAGGCGACCGCUUCAACAGGAAGGUCAUCCUGAGCUGUGGCAUCUUCUUCUGGUCUGCCGUGACGUUGCUGAGCUCCUUCAUCACCAAAGAGUACUACUGGUUGUUCGUGCUGUCCAGAGGACUUGUGGGCAUCGGAGAGUCCAGCUACUCUUCCAUCUCUCCAACGAUCAUCGGGGACCUGUUCACCAACAACAGCAGGACCAUAAUGCUCUCCGUGUUCUACCUGGCCAUCCCGCUGGGAAGCGGCCUCGGCUAUAUCCUGGGAUCCAGUGCUAAGGAUGCAGCAGGAGACUGGCACUGGGCCCUGAGGGUGUCGCCUGUUCUGGGCAUGACGGCGGGCGCGCUCAUCUUCUUGUUCGUGCCUGAGCCGAAGCGAGGCAGCGCUGACCAGCCCGGCGGCCGCCUCAGGACCCGCACCUCCUGGGUGUGUGACAUGAAGGCCCUCGGCAAGAACCGCAGCUACGUGUUCUCGUCGCUGGCAUCGUCCGCCGUCUCCUUCGCCACGGGUGCCUUCGGCAUCUGGAUCCCCCAGUACCUGUUCAGAGCUCAGGUGGUCCAGAAGACUGCGCAUAGCUGCACCGAGCAACCCUGUAGCAGCAAGGACAGCCUGAUCUUCGGCGCCAUCACGUGCGUGACGGGCUUGCUGGGCGUGGUGAUCGGCGCGGCGACCACACGCUUCUGCCGCCAGAAGACGGAGCGGGCCGACCCGCUGGUGUGCGCAGUCAGCAUGUUGGGCUCGGCCAUCUUCGUCUGCCUCAUCUUCGUUGUGGCCAAGAUGAGCAUCGUCGGGGCAUAUAUCUGUAUCUUCAUAGGAGAGACGCUGCUCUUCUUGAACUGGGCCAUAACGGCGGACAUUUUAAUGUACGUUGUCAUACCAACAAGAAGAGCCACUGCAGUUGCCUUUCAGAGCUUUACUUCCCAUUUACUAGGAGAUGCUGGGAGUCCGUACCUAAUAGGCCUGAUAUCAGACGCACUGCAGGAGAGCUACGCUACAUCAGUCCUGUGGCAGUUCCUGAGCUUAGGCUACGCCCUCAUGCUAUGUCCCUUUGUCAUCGUACUGGGGGGCAUGUUCUUCCUCAUCACUGCCCUCUUCUUCCUCGAUGACCGGGACAAGGCAGAGAAACAUACAAAUCAGCUCUCUCGGCCUCCGUCCACAGUAAAGGUCACCAAGUGAGAGGAGGGCCAGAGUGGGAGGAGCGAGAGCAAGCCGGGGGAUUACGUGGGACGGAGAGAUGGAGGAAGGACAGAGCUGGAGCUAGUGGCGUCUCCUGCUGCACACUACCAUCACCGCCAUCGUCACCGCCUCUGCUGCCGUUCUGUUUUUAUCUGUCGUGUGGAGGCUGGCCUGAACGUGAGCAAGUGAGACGCCUCGUUUGUCCCAGGAAUCAUCACAUCCCACCAAUAAGAUGGAGCGGUGUGGGAAAAUCAGCCAACCGGCAGUUUGUGGGCAGCUCUCAUAUGAGGAUGUGCAGUGUGGGGGUUUCCUGUAGGGCUCAGGGGUUGGGUCAGGGGGUCAGGAACCUCCUUAGUGCCAUACUACUGAACACGGACACACACUCUGUCCCGUCACGCUGCCUGUCAGUCUGCACCAAGUGCCAUAGCAUCACAUUCCUCUAAGGGUCCAGCACUAACCACGCCUACAGCCAAAUGGAGCUCACUGAUAGGCCAAAAUGAUGUAAAUAGGGAAAUGAAGGAAUCAGUGACUUCACAAUCAUCUGGAAGGAGAGCAGCUGUAUGGCUUGCCUGCCUUAAUAACGCUGGCAUGGGCAAACGUCUGGUCUCUCAUCGUUUUCCUUUGGUGCAUUUUUCUCUCUUUUGCAUUUUUUCCUCUUUCUUCAUCUUAGCACUUACUGAUUUAAUGCAAUGCCAGUAAAAUGCUAAAUCAGGCAAAAAUAAUUAGCUGAAAUAUCAUAGUUUUGUGCUACACUUAUCUAAUUGUGUUUUUAUGAAUAUGAAGCCUGAGGUGUAUACCCAUGACUGUUCUAAAGGGGUUGCUGGGUAAAAACUACAUACUAUGGAAUGCAGUGAAACACUGGAGUGUAAAUAUUAUGUCUAAUUUAAGUUUGUAAAUUCUACCCCUCACCCCCAAACUUUCUGCCUUAUUUUCAAGAAUUAUGAAGAAAUACUAAUGAAUGGGACACACCGACCUCACGUAUACAAUGCCAAGGAGAAAAGACAGGAACAGUAAUAACAUUAAGCGAGCAAAGCCCAGGCGGCAGUGGCCUACCUUGUGAUUUGAGUUUUUCAUUGAGGGAUUAUUUACACAGACUGCUAGCCCACCCGUGGAAAAAGGGUCAAUUCUCCAUUAAACCCAGGAUAGGUUUCACAAAAGCCAGUCUGUAAGAACAGCAGUCUUUGUACGCUGGGCAUCGGUGCUUCGUCAGACGUAGAUAUCCCUUUCUGAAAGGAAGGAGAGCGUCUGAGCAGGGAUAAGAGUCAGCUCAGCCACGAGUGAAUUAGCUACUGAAAUCCUUCCUGGGAAGGAGAAAAAAAACACAUUUAAUUCUGAGUUUAAGCUAAAUCUGUUGCUUUUUUUGAAGGGAAGAUAGUACAUUUAGUUUAUAUUACAUCCUGUAAAAGCAUUUGGGUUAUAUUACAUCCUUUGGAAAAAGGAAAAUGUAUACCACUGCUGAUUAUUACGCCAAACAGCAAAUUGGAAAGGUGUGUGUGUGUGUGUGUGUGUGUGUGUGUGUGUGUGUGUGUGUGUGUGUGUGUGUGUGUGUGUGUGUGUGUGUGUGUGUAAAUAUAAAAUGGACAGUUGACAUUUUGCAAGCUUUCCAAUUUUCAACUUAAGUGUAAUGAUCAGAAUGAAUCUUGUUGCUGAAAUAGAACUUUCAUAGUCAGUGAAAAUCAAAUGUUUGAAAUGCUACAGAGUAGAUGUGAAUAUUGACUUCGUAUAAAUUAGGAGAAGCACUUUGCUUUUAAAGGAGAUAUUCCUGGAUAGGGAAAACUAGAAAAACUCACAAGAGUAGGCCAUGUUUACGUUUUUUUUUUUUAUCGUGAAAAUAUAUAUUAUUGCUGUUUCUCAAAUUAUUUGUAAGUCUAGUUUGUAAAAUAUGCAAUUUCAUAGAACUAACACCAUUGGAGAAAUGAAAAGCUUUGAUGAGGCCAAUAAUUUAUAUAUUUUCACUGUUUGAGUUGUGUUGCUUAAACAUUAGGGUUUUCCUUGUUCGAAUUUGUGUGCAACAUUUUGUAACCUUCCUUUACCAAAUGGAAACGAACUGUCUUUGAAGCUGUUGUGUAAAGGUGGUGUCCUAUCAAAGACAAGCAGAGGUGCUGCCCCUUUUCACAUUGAAAAAAAAAAGCACCUCGCAUGUAGAUUGAAGGGUUGUUUGUUCAGGAAGAGACUGGAAAACAAACAAACAAGCAAACAAAGCUUUGACAUCAUCUGUAUUGUGAAGGUCUGAGUCAUCAGCGGGAUUGUGGGAUACCGUCCUUAUUUGCCAGUUAAAUUCUCAGAGCUUUCAUCGUGCCGGGUAAGAAGCUAUCUGAAUGUGAGUCUGUCCGAUCCCAUGUGUUUACACAUGCAAAUUCAUUUUAAUUAAGGUUUUUGUAUUAUCAUUCUUUCAAGGAUGUCUUUUCUCUUUCUUUUCACAAAUAUUAGUUUUAUAUAUAAUAAUGCUAAAAGAUGGACAGUUAUAUUAUGCAGCAAUUUUAAUAUAUUGUAAACUACAGCUUUGAUGCAAUGUAUUUAUUUUUUCUUUAUUUGUUACCAUUGUUAAGAGAACUUUACAAAGGGAAAAACAUUAUGAACAUUAUGAAUAUCCUGUUUACUUUUGUCCUUUUUGGUUAUGAAAUGAAUCUAUGUAUCCUUAUCAGUGAAGAAUCGUAGUUUUAUCAUCUCAAAAAACUGUGCUUGUUCAUACAAAGACACGCAUACACACGCUCACAACUGCACACCAAAUAACAGCCGAGUGUGAAUUCACAGUACACCACAGUGCAGCCUCGUUCAGCAGUUGUUGUUGUUUUUGUUUUUUUUAGACCAAUGAAAUUAUACUAUUUUAAAAUGUAUUUUGCACAAGAAAUUAGUGUGUCAUUUUCAGAUGUUUUGUUUAGCAGUCUAAUAGUUGUACACUGGCUUUUUGCUACAGGGACUGUAACUAGUUGUGUUCCACAUUCGCACUACAUGCUGCCAACUGUUUCGAUUAUUUAGAAUUUGCUUAGUGAAAAGUGAAGCUCUCCGUGACCCUGGCCGAGGAACUGCGGGUCAGAGAUUCAUGACACUAAACUGAAAUCUGUUUUUGUGAGGUAGUUUUAAUAGAAGGAACACAAGGCUUGAUAGUGUGUACUGAGAAUGUGUUCUUUCUUGUCAUACAAGAGUCCUGUAUAGAGAAAACAUGUUUCUGAUGUUGAGCAGAAACUCAAAGGGGAUUUUAUUUUUAAGAGCAAGUGUGAUUAAAGCGAACAAAAAAAAGUUACAACGUUAUUAUCGCUAUCUAGGACGUUACUGUGAUACUCCAGCUGGAGUGUAUGAGAUGUAAACAUAUAUGUCAAUGAUCAAAAUAAACUUAUUUAAUCAAAGAUGAA
Messenger RNA from Electrophorus electricus (electric eel), 5070 nucleotides. RefSeq names its product SPNS lysolipid transporter 2, sphingosine-1-phosphate (gene spns2). Gene Ontology annotation, biological process: transmembrane transport; sphingosine-1-phosphate receptor signaling pathway; lipid transport. Gene Ontology annotation, cellular component: membrane. The record is from RefSeq and is a predicted model, not a curated record. Gene Ontology annotation, molecular function: transmembrane transporter activity; sphingolipid intramembrane carrier activity. Lineage: Eukaryota; Metazoa; Chordata; Actinopteri; Gymnotiformes; Gymnotidae.